UCAACGGAAGUGGAAGCCACAUGUUCAACAAUCAAAACACUGCCUUUAAUCUAACAUGAGGAAAAGAACUUUGAUUCGUCCUAAAGAUGUUGGUAACAAUGCAGCUUCGACUGAAAAUAAAGCUGAGGUCAAUAGUUUAAAAUCUGGAAAGACAACCACUAAUGUGAAGGCUUCGAGAAAAGAAGUUGCUGGAGUUUGUAAGAAGAUCUGUAAAGUUAUCCAGUACUUGAUUUUAAUUCUUAUCAUACCACCGUUUUUGAAUUAUGCAUCAAUACAGAAAGAAGUCAGAGAAUUGAUUCCAGAGAAAGGAAGUUUGUAUGAUGUAGGAUGGGGUCAAAAGAUGUUCAAAUUAUGUGAAGGGCAAGGACCACCAACUGUUAUAUUUGAGUCACCAGGAGGAAUGACAUCAGAUGUUUGGUCGUUAAUUUAUCCACAAGUGGCAAAAAUUGCCAGAGUAUGUGUAUAUGACAGAGCUGGCCUAGGAUUUAGUGAAAGACCUUUAACUAAUGCUACUGAAGCUGAUGGGACUGAUGCCAAAAGUAAUUACAAAAAUAAAUGGUUCCCCUUUACUGUAGAAAGAAUGGCAGAUGAUUUAUAUCAGCUGAUGACGGUCAGUAGCCAGGAACCACAACCCUUUAUACUCGUUGGAGCGGAACUAGGAGCUUUAGUAUCCCAGUUUUAUGCCCAGAUGUUUGAAGGACAGGUUUUAGGAAUGGUACUGAUCAAUCCUUUAUCAGAAGAUUUAUUUGAACAAGAUGGUGGAACGUGGCUUCAACAUUGGUAUAAUUAUAUAAUUCCGUCCUACCAGACUUUACAGUUAGGUGCAGCAUUAGGUAUAACAAGACUUGCAUUGCUUUUGGGACUCCUAUAUCAACCAAUGUCAGGUGCUGAACUGCCAGAAAAAGUAGAAUACAGACAGAAACAUUUAAUGUGCCAUCCAAAACAUCUUAGUUCAGUGGUAGAUGAAUAUCAUUUUGUAAAUGAAUCUUUUUCACAAAUGAAGACAUUACGGAUGAUUAAGAGUUUACCGGACAAUAUAACAGUAACAGUAAUAAAUGGGAAUUAUUACGAUGAACAAAUGCCUAGUUAUUUAAAUAAAGCUUGGGCAAAAUCAGAACAGACAUUACUGACAAAACAUUACCCUAAGGCUAACCACAUAGUUAUAAAUGGUGCAGAUAAACAUAUGUUAUAUAGAAAUCCUAGAGCUGUCAUAGACCCAGUCAGUCGUAUCAUCAGACAGUAUAAAAAUAGAAUGAAAACAAAACAGCAAUAAAAUAUUAUUUCUCUAA
Messenger RNA from Mytilus californianus (California mussel), 1289 nucleotides. RefSeq lists its product as uncharacterized. The transcript is spliced from 12 exons. The coding region runs from base 56 to 1273 and encodes 405 amino acids. The record is from RefSeq and is a predicted model, not a curated record. Lineage: Eukaryota; Metazoa; Mollusca; Bivalvia; Mytilida; Mytilidae.